Molecule: messenger RNA, 18680 nt
Organism: Biomphalaria glabrata
Lineage: Eukaryota; Metazoa; Mollusca; Gastropoda; Planorbidae
Product: hemicentin-1-like
Exons: 72
Coding region: 7-17607 (5866 amino acids)
Source: RefSeq, a predicted model, not a curated record
AAAAAAAUGGACACUGGUCAACGGUGUAAAAAGUCCUCUACGGACCAACAACAGACACAACCAUAUACAAAACAUUAUUAUAAUCAAUCAGCCACGGAUAAUCUUCGGGCUAGUUCUAUUUCAAAUCAUAGAUGUAGUCAACCCAUUAAUAAACGAUCUUCACAUCACAUAUUUCCAUCAUGGCGGCCUUCACAUCGUGAUUCCACUUGUCACGUGAUACACGGAGGUGCUGGUUGGACAACGACAACCUACUUAGUAAUAUUACUUGCAUUAGUCUCUGUCAACACAAUAUCUGGUCAAAGUCCCUCAAUAAGUUCUAGUUCCAUCUAUCAAGAAGGCACAAACAUCACUCUCAAUUGUUCCACCCAAUCUAGCAGCGAUGUCACCUUAAACUGGAGUUGGUCCUACAGCCCAACAUACUAUACCAUCGAAAAUGGCACAUUUUCUACAGGAGUCUCAACUACCUCAUGGAGUGUGCUUACCUAUAAUGCUACAGCGCUCGACAAUUUGAGAACAAUGACUUGUAGCACACCAACAGGAAAAGCGGAUGUUACUAUAAAUGUCAUCUUGGUUCCUAACAAACCGGUCAUAACUGGACCUAACUCUACAAAAGCAGACGAAUCAAAGAGUUGGUCAUGCCUGUCUGAUGGAGCAAGCUUAAUACCUCCAAAUGUUUACUGGAGAUCAGGGGACGGAGAAACAUUGAUUGAGAAUGUCUCAAAGGAAACGUCCAUUGGACAGAAAGCUAAUAGCCAUUUUGUUUUCAGAAUCAAAACUGACAUAACUCUGACCCUCCCUCCUACGUCACCUACCUAUAUAUUAGAGUGCAAUGUGGUGCACUACAAAGCGCCUUACAGUUAUGAGACCAUAGACUCCAAACUCAUAACAGUUCUCUUUCCACCUCAAAUCACUACCUCUACUACACCAGUGGCCAAUAAUGAAACUUCAGAUGUCACCUUACAGUGUUCUGUGAUGGCUAGUCCUAAUGCUACACAAGUUAUCUGGUACAAGGAUGGUGUCAAAGUUGACAUGAACUCUACAAGGUACUCUGGGAGCACUGUGGCUGUUCCAAAUCUCACCAUCAGAAAUGUUACAAAGUCAGAUGCAGGGAACUACACAUGCACAGCAAUCAAUGAUCAGGGGAAUGGAUCCUCUCCAAAUACAUCACUGAUUAUCAACUAUGUACCUGACAUAACAUACAAUGUGACAUCAUUUAUUGGAAAUGCGGGAAGAAAUUUAACAAUUCCUUGUCCUGUGGCUGCUGUCCCAGAUGUGAGUGAAAUCAUCUGGAGAAGGAUAACAAGCUCUGUGGUAGAGAUCAUUGAUACUAACACUGGUGGAAGAUUUUCUGGGGGCAAUGCUACAACCAAGCAAUAUGAUCUCACUAUUAGCCCUCUUCAACCUGAUGAUAUUGGGAUAUACUACUGUACAGCCAAGAACAUCAUGGGUAACGUCACAGGAAGGAACUUGUCUGUAGCUGUAACAUUUCCAGCCAAACCAAAUAUUGAAGUUCCUACAACAAAUGUUGUGGCCAUAGAGAAUCAACCUUUUACUUUGACUUGCAACAUUUCCCCUAUUGAUACUCUCAUUGACUUUUAUUGGACAAAAAGUGGGUCGCAGCUGAACACAUCGGAUACCUUGAAAUAUUCUGGUGGAACACUGGGACAGCCGAGCCUGACUGUUUUGUCUGCCAUUGAGGCUGAUGCUGGAUUGUAUAGAUGUGUGGCUUCAAACUCCGUUGGAACUACCACCAGUGCUGGAAUAACUGUGACUGUAACUGGUAAACCUAGAGUGAGUGUUGCUAGCUCUGUCUUCAACAUAACAACCCCCACUGCUCAGGUACUAUUAACAUGUGAUGUGACAGCCAAUCCAGCACUCACAGACUUUUACUGGGCCAAAGAUGGUCAGGCUAUCAACAUUUCUGGCUCCAGCAAAUAUUCUGGAGGACUAUUGAAUAACAAAGCUUUGGUCAUUAUCAAUCCAACUUACUCUGACACUGGCAAUUACACCUGCGUGGCAACUAACUCUUUGGGUACAACUACAAGCAGUCCCAUCCUUGUUCUCAUUUCAAGUCCACCGCAAGUCUCUGUUACUUCAAGCAGUACAACUGUUGUGGAAGGAACAUCACAGCUGAAUCUAUCUUGCACAGUAUCCUCUGAUCCCAAAGAAAGCUCAGUGUAUUGGUUGAAAGGAGGCAAACCAUUGCCUCUCCCCUCUAACAAGUAUGGUGGAGGCAACCUGAGCAUUCCAAGUUUGACCAUUUACAACAUUGACCGAACUGAUGAGGGAAGCUAUGUGUGUGUGGCAAGCAAUAUUUUUGGGUCAGCCUCCAGUUUGAUAGCGACAUUAACUGUCCUGUAUGCUCCAUACCUGACUGUUUCAAAUAAUACAAUAGUAAGCUCUACUGGAGGCACUGUGCAAUUAAACUGCGGAGUUGAUGCCAACCCUGAGAUCACAAGUUACUACUGGCUCAAAAAUGUCACAAUAAUCAGCUCAACUGCCAACUCUUCCAAGUAUUCUGGUGGGACCCUAGGCAGUAGGAUUUUAACUAUAUUCAGAUCCACCUUUGAAGACAGUGGGAAUUAUACAUGUGUGGCAGGGAACUCAGUUGGAAACAGAACCAGUGAUCCAGUUGUACUUUCUGUUACUGGUAUACCAAUAGUCACAAUCAGUCCUAAUCCAGCUAAUGUUACUGAUGGGACAAGCCAGUUUAUUUUCAAUUGUUCCCUUACCGCUAAUCCACCUGUUUCCAUCAUUACUUGGAUAAAAGAUAAUCAGGUCAUCAAUGUCACUGCUCAGUUUAGCAAAUACAGUGGGUCCAGUGUGGAGAGUCCUGGGCUGGUCAUCAAAUCCAUCCAGAGGAGUGAUGCGGGAUACUAUGUCUGUGAGACCAGGAAUGAUGUUGGAGGAGCCCAGAGUGUACCUGUUCUACUGAAUGUACAAUAUGUACCUGUAGUUAGUGUGACCAACAGUACAGUCAUAGUACCAGUGACCUCAAACUUCACUUUGUUCUGCAGUGUUGAUGCUAACCCAUCUGUUUCUGCUUCAUUCUGGACCAAAUCAGGGUUGGUCAUUGACUCAGCUGUAAAUAACACAAAGUAUAUUGCUGGGGCAGCAGGCUCCCUUUCACUAACUGUGCUCAGUGCCACAUAUACUGAUGCAGGAGAGUACUAUUGUAAUGCUAACAAUUCUAUUGGUUCAAGCAGUAGGGCUGUGACAGUUUUUGUUUCAGAUGUUCCCAUUAUAAGUUUGAAUCAGACUAAUGUCACCUUUAUAGAAGCCACAUCCACUGUGAACUUAGCCUGUAAUGUUACUGGUUAUCCCCCUGUCACUCUUGUGUAUUGGGAGAAAGAUCAGCAGGUUUUGAACACAUCAGCCCUUUCCACUAGGUACACAGGCUCCACACUAGCAAGCCCCAGUCUGACUAUCCUGAAUAUAAGUAGAGUUGAUGCAGGCACUUACUCCUGUGUGGCCACUAACAGUGAGGGUACUAGAAGGAGUUCACCCAUCUCUGUGACUGUUAAUUAUCCACCUGACCUAACUGUGGACUACAGUGACAUCACCAAGAUAUUAGGGACAACUGUUACACUUACAUGUGUAGUGUCGGCAAACCCAGCUGUCACUUAUUUCCAUUGGCUCAAAGAUGACAUACUGCUGGACAUGUCUCGGAAUACCAAGUACUCUGGAGGAACCAUAGACAAUACAAACUUGACCAUCUAUGACCUUAACCAGCCUGACUCUGGCCUAUAUACUUGCAUUGCACUAAACUCAGUUAACCAGUCCACUAGUGCACCAGUAAAGUUGCAAGUGACAACCACACCUAUCAUUGAUGGCAAUCAGACCAAGGUGAACUCAACAGAGAACCAGACUAUAACUCUUCAGUGCCCAGCUGUGCCACUUGAUUCCCUGACUGACCUCUACUGGACCAAAAACGGCAUCAGAGUCGACAUUUACAAUUCAUCAAAGUACCAAGGAGGCAAUGUGAUGACACCUAGCCUGACCAUCACAUCGUUGUCUAUGGAUGAUAGUGGCAUUUAUUUGUGCUAUGCCACCAACAGUUUUGGAACCACAACAGGAGGAAACUCAAGUGUCUCUCUCCAGUAUUCACCAAAAUUAACUGUGUACAACACAAGUAUCACAAAGAAUGCUGGUGAAACAAUUGUGCUCACUUGUGUAGUCAAUUCCAAUCCAGCCAUCACCACUUUUAAUUGGUGCAAGUCUGAUACAGCUAUCAACUCUGCUGCUAAUCCUAGCAAGUAUUCAGGGGGAACAAUAUCCAACACCAACUUGACUAUAUUUGAUGCUUCUAGUUCAGAUAUAGACAACUAUUCUUGUUAUGCCAUUAAUCCUUUGGGAAAUUCAAGAAGUGCUCCAGUUGCUGUUAAUGUUAUUACAUCUCCUGUAAUUCCUGUACCAAACCCCAAUGUUACUGCUGUUGGUAACACAACUGUCACCUUAGAAUGUCCAGUGACUCCACUGAAUUCUCUAACUGACCUCUACUGGACUAAAGAUGGUCAAAGGGUGAGCAACACCAAUACUGUCAAGUAUAGUGGAGGCAAUACAACAGUCCCAAAUUUGACCAUUUAUUCCUCCAGUGCAUCAGAUUCAGGUUCCUAUGUGUGUGUGGCUACUAACCAAUAUGGCACAUCAACAGGUGGAAACACUACACUGAAUGUUACAUACCUUCCUCAGUUGACUGUGUCCAACACAAGUAUCACAAAGAAUGCCGGUGAAACAAUUGUACUCACUUGUAUAGUCAAUUCCAAUCCAGCCAUCACCACUUUUAAUUGGUUCAAGUCUGAUACAGCUAUCAACUCUGCUGCUAAUCCUAACAAGUAUUCAGGGGGAACAAUAUCCAACAGCAACUUGACUAUAUUUGAUGCUUCUAGUUCAGAUAUAGACAUCUAUUCUUGUUAUGCCAUUAAUCCUUUGGGAAAUUCAAGAAGUACUCCAGUUGCUGUUAAUGUUAUUACAUCUCCUGUAAUUCCUGUACCAAACCCCAAUGUUACUGCUGUUGGUAACACAACUGUUACCUUAGAAUGUCCAGUGACUCCACUGAAUUCUCUAACUGACCUCUACUGGACUAAAGAUGGUCAAAGGGUGAGCAACACCAAUACUGUCAAGUAUAGUGGAGGCAAUACAACAGUACCAAAUUUGACCAUUUAUUCCUCCAGUGCAUCAGAUUCAGGUUCCUAUGUGUGUGUGGCUACUAACCAAUAUGGCACAUCAACAGGUGGAAACACUACACUGAAUGUUACAUACCGUCCUCAGUUGACUGUGUCCAACACAAGUAUCACAAAGAAUGCUGGUGAAACAAUUAUACUCACUUGUAUAGUCAAUUCCAAUCCAGCCAUCACCACAUUUAAUUGGUUCAAGUCUGAUACAGCUAUCAACUCUGCUGCUAAUCCUAGCAAGUAUUCAGGGGGAACAAUAUCCAACAGCAACUUGACUAUAUUUGAUGCUUCUAGUUCAGAUAUAGACAACUAUUCUUGUUCUGCCAAUAAUCCUUUGGGAGAUUCAAGAAGUACUCCAGUUGCUGUUAAUGUUAUUACAUCUCCUGUAAUUCCUGUACCAAAUCCCAAUGUUACUGCUGUUGGUAACACAACUGUCACCUUAGAAUGUCCAGUGACUCCACUGAAUUCUCUAACUGACCUCUACUGGACUAAAGAUGGUCAAAGGGUUAGCAACACCAAUACUGUCAAGUACAGUGGAGGCAAUACAACAGUCCCAAAUUUGACCAUUUAUUCCUCCAGUGCAUCAGAUUCAGGUUCCUAUGUGUGUGUGGCUACUAACCAAUAUGGCACAUCAACAGGUGGAAACACUACACUGAAUGUUACAUACCGUCCUCAGUUGACUGUGUCCAACACAAGUAUCACAAAGAAUGCUGGUGAAACAAUUGUACUCACUUGUAUAGUCAGUUCCAAUCCAGCCAUCACCACUUUUAAUUGGCUCAAGUCUGGUACAGCUAUCAACUCUGCUGCUAAUCAAAACAAGUAUUCAGGGGGAACAAUAUCCAACACCAACUUGACAAUAUUUAAUGCUUCUAGUUCAGAUAUAGACAACUAUUCUUGUUAUGCCAUUAAUCCUUUGGGAAAUUCAAGAAGUACUCCAGUUGCUGUUAAUGUUAUUACAUCUCCUGUAAUUCCUGUACCAAACCCCAAUGUUACUGCUGUUGGUAACACAACUGUCACCUUAGAAUGUCCAGUGACUCCACUGAAUUCUCUAACUGACCUCUACUGGACUAAAGAUGGUCAAAGGGUGAGCAACACCAAUACUGUCAAGUAUAGUGGAGGCAAUACAACAGUCCCAAAUUUGACCAUUUAUUCCUCCAGUGCAUCAGAUUCAGGUUCCUAUGUGUGUGUGGCUACUAACCAAUAUGGCACAUCAACAGGUGGAAACACUACACUGAAUGUUACAUACCUUCCUCAGUUGACUGUGUCCAACACAAGUAUCACAAAGAAUGCCGGUGAAACAAUUGUACUCACUUGUAUAGUCAAUUCCAAUCCAGCCAUCACCACUUUUAAUUGGUUCAAGUCUGAUACAGCUAUCAACUCUGCUGCUAAUCCUAACAAGUAUUCAGGGGGAACAAUAUCCAACAGCAACUUGACUAUAUUUGAUGCUUCUAGUUCAGAUAUAGACAUCUAUUCUUGUUAUGCCAUUAAUCCUUUGGGAAAUUCAAGAAGUACUCCAGUUGCUGUUAAUGUUAUUACAUCUCCUGUAAUUCCUGUACCAAACCCCAAUGUUACUGCUGUUGGUAACACAACUGUUACCUUAGAAUGUCCAGUGACUCCACUGAAUUCUCUAACUGACCUCUACUGGACUAAAGAUGGUCAAAGGGUGAGCAACACCAAUACUGUCAAGUAUAGUGGAGGCAAUACAACAGUCCCAAAUUUGACCAUUUAUUCCUCCAGUGCAUCAGAUUCAGGUUCCUAUGUGUGUGUGGCUACUAACCAAUAUGGCACAUCAACAGGUGGAAACACUACACUGAAUGUUACAUACCUUCCUCAGUUGACUGUGUCCAACACAAGUAUCACAAAGAAUGCCGGUGAAACAAUUGUACUCACUUGUAUAGUCAAUUCCAAUCCAGCCAUCACCACUUUUAAUUGGUUCAAAUCUGAUACAGCUAUCAACUCUGCUGCUAAUCCUAACAAGUAUUCAGGGGGAACAAUAUCCAACAGCAACUUGACUAUAUUUGAUGCUUCUAGUUCAGAUAUAGACAACUAUUCUUGUUAUGCCAUUAAUCCUUUGGGAAAUUCAAGAAGUACUCCAGUUGCUGUUAAUGUUAUUACAUCUCCUGUAAUUCCUGUACCAAACCCCAAUGUUACUGCUGUUGGUAACACAACUGUUACCUUAGAAUGUCCAGUGACUCCACUGAAUUCUCUAACUGACCUCUACUGGACUAAAGAUGGUCAAAGGGUGAGCAACACCAAUACUGUCAAGUAUAGUGGAGGCAAUACAACAGUACCAAAUUUGACCAUUUAUUCCUCCAGUGCAUCAGAUUCAGGUUCCUAUGUGUGUGUGGCUACUAACCAAUAUGGCACAUCAACAGGUGGAAACACUACACUGAAUGUUACAUACCGUCCUCAGUUGACUGUGUCCAACACAAGUAUCACAAAGAAUGCUGGUGAAACAAUUAUACUCACUUGUAUAGUCAAUUCCAAUCCAGCCAUCACCACAUUUAAUUGGUUCAAGUCUGAUACAGCUAUCAACUCUGCUGCUAAUCCUAGCAAGUAUUCAGGGGGAACAAUAUCCAACAGCAACUUGACUAUAUUUGAUGCUUCUAGUUCAGAUAUAGACAACUAUUCUUGUUAUGCCAUUAAUCCUUUGGGAAAUUCAAGAAGUACUCCAGUUGCUGUUAAUGUUAUUACAUCUCCUGUAAUUCCUGUACCAAACCCCAAUGUUACUGCUGUUGGUAACACAACUGUCACCUUAGAAUGUCCAGUGACUCCACUGAAUUCUCUAACUGACCUCUACUGGACUAAAGAUGGUCAAAGGGUGAGCAACACCAAUACUGUCAAGUAUAGUGGAGGCAAUACAACAGUCCCAAAUUUGACCAUUUAUUCCUCCAGUGCAUCAGAUUCAGGUUCCUAUGUGUGUGUGGCUACUAACCAAUAUGGCACAUCAACAGGUGGAAACACUACACUGAAUGUUACAUACCUUCCUCAGUUGACUGUGUCCAACACAAGUAUCACAAAGAAUGCCAGUGAAACAAUUGUACUCACUUGUAUAGUCAAUUCCAAUCCAGCCAUCACCACUUUUAAUUGGUUCAAGUCUGAUACAGCUAUCAACUCUGCUGCUAAUCCUAACAAGUAUUCAGGGGGAACAAUAUCCAACAGCAACUUGACUAUAUUUGAUGCUUCUAGUUCAGAUAUAGACAUCUAUUCUUGUUAUGCCAUUAAUCCUUUGGGAAAUUCAAGAAGUACUCCAGUUGCUGUUAAUGUUAUUACAUCUCCUGUAAUUCCUGUACCAAACCCCAAUGUUACUGCUGUUGGUAACACAACUGUUACCUUAGAAUGUCCAGUGACUCCACUGAAUUCUCUAACUGACCUCUACUGGACUAAAGAUGGUCAAAGGGUGAGCAACACCAAUACUGUCAAGUAUAGUGGAGGCAAUACAACAGUACCAAAUUUGACCAUUUAUUCCUCCAGUGCAUCAGAUUCAGGUUCCUAUGUGUGUGUGGCUACUAACCAAUAUGGCACAUCAACAGGUGGAAACACUACACUGAAUGUUACAUACCGUCCUCAGUUGACUGUGUCCAACACAAGUAUCACAAAGAAUGCUGGUGAAACAAUUGUACUCACUUGUAUAGUCAGUUCCAAUCCAGCCAUCACCACUUUUAAUUGGCUCAAGUCUGGUACAGCUAUCAACUCUGCUGCUAAUCAAAACAAGUAUUCAGGGGGAACAAUAUCCAACACCAACUUGACAAUAUUUAAUGCUUCUAGUUCAGAUAUAGACAACUAUUCUUGUUAUGCCAUUAAUCCUUUGGGAAAUUCAAGAAGUACUCCAGUUGCUGUUAAUGUUAUUACAUCUCCUGUAAUUCCUGUACCAAACCCCAAUGUUACUGCUGUUGGUAACACAACUGUCACCUUAGAAUGUCCAGUGACUCCACUGAAUUCUCUAACUGACCUCUACUGGACUAAAGAUGGUCAAAGGGUGAGCAACACCAAUACUGUCAAGUAUAGUGGAGGCAAUACAACAGUCCCAAAUUUGACCAUUUAUUCCUCCAGUGCAUCAGAUUCAGGUUCCUAUGUGUGUGUGGCUACUAACCAAUAUGGCACAUCAACAGGUGGAAACACUACACUGAAUGUUACAUACCUUCCUCAGUUGACUGUGUCCAACACAAGUAUCACAAAGAAUGCCAGUGAAACAAUUGUACUCACUUGUAUAGUCAAUUCCAAUCCAGCCAUCACCACUUUUAAUUGGUUCAAGUCUGAUACAGCUAUCAACUCUGCUGCUAAUCCUAACAAGUAUUCAGGGGGAACAAUAUCCAACAGCAACUUGACUAUAUUUGAUGCUUCUAGUUCAGAUAUAGACAUCUAUUCUUGUUAUGCCAUUAAUCCUUUGGGAAAUUCAAGAAGUACUCCAGUUGCUGUUAAUGUUAUUACAUCUCCUGUAAUUCCUGUACCAAACCCCAAUGUUACUGCUGUUGGUAACACAACUGUUACCUUAGAAUGUCCAGUGACUCCACUGAAUUCUCUAACUGACCUCUACUGGACUAAAGAUGGUCAAAGGGUGAGCAACACCAAUACUGUCAAGUAUAGUGGAGGCAAUACAACAGUCCCAAAUUUGACCGUUUAUUCCUCCAGUGCAUCAGAUUCAGGUUCCUAUGUGUGUGUGGCUACUAACCAAUAUGGCACAUCAACAGGUGGAAACACUACACUGAAUGUUACAUACCGUCCUCAGUUGACUGUGUCCAACACAAGUAUCACAAAGAAUGCUGGUGAAACAAUUGUACUCACUUGUAUAGUCAGUUCCAAUCCAGCCAUCACCACUUUUAAUUGGCUCAAGUCUGAUACAGCUAUCAACUCUGCUGCUAAUCAAAACAAGUAUUCAGGGGGAACAAUAUCCAACACCAACUUGACAAUAUUUAAUGCUUCUAGUUCAGAUAUAGACAACUAUUCUUGUUAUGCCAUUAAUCCUUUGGGAAAUUCAAGAAGUACUCCAGUUGCUGUUAAUGUUAUUACAUCUCCUGUAAUUCCUGUACCAAAUCCCAAUGUUACUGCUGUUGGUAACACAACUGUCAUCUUAGAAUGUCCAGUGACUCCACUGAAUUCUCUAACUGACCUCUACUGGACUAAAGAUGGUCAAAGGGUGAGCAACACCAAUACUGUCAAGUAUAGUGGAGGCAAUACAACAGUCCCAAAUUUGACCAUUUAUUCCUCCAGUGCAUCAGAUUCAGGUUCCUAUGUGUGUGUGGCUACUAACCAAUAUGGCACAUCAACAGGUGGAAACACUACACUGAAUGUUACAUACCUUCCUCAGUUGACUGUGUCCAACACAAGUAUCACAAAGAAUGCUGGUGAAACAAUUGUACUCACUUGUAUAGUCAAUUCCAAUCCAGCCAUCACCACAUUUAAUUGGUUCAAAUCUGAUACAGCUAUCAACUCUGCUGCUAUUCCUAACAAGUAUUCAGGGGGAACAAUAUCCAACAGCAACUUAACUAUAUUUGAUGCUUCUAGUUCAGAUAUAGACAACUAUUCUUGUUAUGCCAUUAAUCCUGUGGGAAGUUCAAGAAGUACUCCAGUUGCUGUUAAUGUUAUUACAUCUCCUGUAAUUACUGUACCAUAUCCCAAUGUUACUGCUGUUGGUAACACAACUGUCAUCUUAGAAUGUCCAGUGACUCCACUGAAUUCUCUAACUGACCUCUACUGGACUAAAGAUGGUCAAAGGGUGAGCAACACCAAUACUGUCAAGUAUAGUGGAGGCAAUACAACAGUCCCAAAUUUGACCAUUUAUUCCUCCAGUGCAUCAGAUUCAGGUUCCUAUGUGUGUGUGGCUACUAACCAAUAUGGCACAUCAACAGGUGGAAACACUACACUGAAUGUUACAUACCGUCCUCAGUUGACUGUGUCUAGUACAAGUAUCACAAAGAAUGCUGGUGAAACAAUUGUACUCACUUGUAUAGUCAAUUCCAAUCCAGCCAUCACCACAUUUAAUUGGUUCAAAUCUGAUACAGCUAUCAACUCUGCUGCUAAUCAAAACAAGUAUUCAGGGGGAACAAUAUCCAACACCAACUUGACUAUAUUUAAUGCUUCUAGUUCAGACAUAGACAACUAUUCUUGUUCUGCCAUUAAUCCUCUGGGAACUUCAAGAAGUACUUCAGUUGCUGUUAAUGUUAUUAUGGUGCCAGUAAUUACUCCCCCCAACAGCACCAAUGUCCCAGGUCAAGAGAACACAACAGUCACACUCGACUGUCAAGUGGCACCUCUAGAUUCUCUGAGUGAUCUGUAUUGGACAAAGAAUGGAGUCCAACUGAACACAACUGGGUCCAGCAAGUAUUCUGGUGGCACUAAGAGCAUCCCAAACUUAACUAUCAACUCAAUGACAGACCUUGAUGUAGGAAGAUAUGAGUGUGUGGCAACCAACAACUUUGGAACCACUGAAGGACCAAAUAUAACUGUAAAUCUAGAGUAUAAACCUCGACUAAAUGUAAGCAGUGGAUCUAUUGUCACCACUCCAGGAAAUACCAUUAGUUUAACUUGUACAGUGUCGGCCAAUCCAAAUAUAUCCAGUUUCUACUGGUCCAAAGUAGGCAGUGGACUGAUUGACCCCAGUAGCAACUCCAAUAAAUAUAGUGGUGGAACAGUAGCCAACUCAACAUUGACCAUCAAUGGGACUCAAACUCAGGACUCUGGGAACUAUACUUGUACAGCGGGAAACACGAUUGGAAAUACUACCAGCUCAUUUGUUAGUCUCCUAGUAACUUUGGUGCCAGUAAUUACUCCACCCAACAGCACCAAUGUCCCAGGUCAAGAGAACACAACAGUCACAUUGGACUGUCAAGUGGCACCUCUAGAUUCUCUAAGUGAUCUUUAUUGGACAAAGAAUGGAGUCCGACUGAACACAACUGGGUCCAGCAAGUAUUCUGGAGGCACUAAGAGUAUCCCAAACUUAACUAUCAAUUCAGUGACAGACAGUGAUGUAGGAAGAUAUGAGUGUGUGGCUGUCAACAACUUUGGAACCACUGAAGGACCAAAUAUAACUGUAAAUCUAGAAUAUAAACCUCGACUAAAUGUAGGCAGUGGAUCUAUUGUCACCUCUCCAGGAAGUACCAUUAGUUUAACUUGUACAGUGUCUGCCAAUCCAAAUAUAUCCAGCUUGUACUGGUCUAAAGUAGGCACUGGACUGAUUGACCCAAGUAGCAACACCAUUAAAUAUGGAGGUGGAACAGUAGCCAACUCAACAUUGACCAUCACUUGGACUCAAACUCAGGACUCUGGGAACUAUACUUGUACAGCAGGAAACACAAUUGGAAAUACUACCAGCUCAUUUGUUAGUCUCCUAGUAACUUUGGUACCAGUAAUUACUCCCCCCAACAGCACCAAUGUCCCAGGUCAAGAGAACACAACAGUCACAUUGGACUGUCAAGUGGCACCUCUAGAUUCUCUGAGUGAUCUGUAUUGGACAAAGAAUGGAGUCAAACUGAACACAACUGGGUCCAGCAAGUAUUCUGGGGGCACUAAGAGCAACCCAAACUUAACUAUCAACUCAAUGACAGACGCUGAUGUAGGAAGAUAUGAGUGUGUGGCUGUCAACAACUUUGGAACCACUGAGGGACCAAAUAUAACUGUUAACUUACAGUAUAAGCCUCGACUAAAUGUAAGCAGUGGUUCUAUUGUCACCACUCCAGGAAAUACCAUUAGUUUAACUUGUACAGUGUCUGCCAAUCCAAAUAUAUCCAGCUUCUACUGGUCCAAAGUAGGCAGUGGAUUGAUUGACCCCAGUAGCAACACCAAUAAGUAUAUAGGUGGAACAGUAGCCAACUCAACAUUGACCAUCACUGGGACUCAAACUCAGGACUCUGGGAACUAUACUUGUACAGCAGGAAACACAAUUGGAAAUACUACCAGCUCAUUUGUUAGUCUCCUAGUCACUUUACUUCCUGUAAUCAGUCCACCCAACAACACCAAUGUCCCAAGUCAAGAGAACACAACAGUCAUGCUGGACUGCCAAGUGGCACCUCUAGAUUCUCUGAGUGAUCUGUAUUGGACAAAGAAUGGAGUCAAACUGAACACAACUGGGUCCAGCAAGUAUUCUGGGGGCACUAAGAGCAACCCAAACUUAACUAUCAACUCAAUGACAGACGCUGAUGUAGGAAGAUAUGAGUGUGUGGCAACCAACAACUUUGGAACCACUGAGGGGCCAAACAUAACUGUAAAUCUAGAAUAUAAACCUCGACUAAAUGUAGGCAGUGGAUCUAUUGUCACCUCUCCAGGAAAUACCAUUAGUUUAACUUGUACAGUGUUUGCCAAUCCAAAUAUAUCCAGCUUCUACUGGUCUAAAGUAGGCAGUGGACUGAUUGACCCAAGUAGCAACACCAAUAAGUAUAUAGGUGGGACAGUAGCCAACUCAACAUUGACCAUCACUGGGACUCAAACUCAGGACUCUGGGAACUAUACUUGUACAGCAGGAAACACAAUUGGAAAUACUACCAGCUCAUUUGUUAGUCUCCUAGUCACUUUGGUGCCAGUAAUUACUCCCCCCAACAGCACCAAUGUCCCAGGUCAAGAGAACAUGACAGUCACUCUGGACUGUCAAGUGGCACCUCUAGAUUCUCUGAGUGAUCUGUAUUGGACAAAGAAUGGAGUCAAACUGAACACAACUGGGUCCAGCAAGUAUUCUGGAGGCACUAAGAGCAUCCCAAACUUAACUAUCAACUCAAUGACAGACAGUGAUGUAGGAAGAUAUGAGUGUGUGGCUGUCAACAACUUUGGAACCACUGAAGGACCAAAUAUAACUGUAAAUCUAGAAUAUAAACCUCGACUAAAUGUAAGCAGUGGAUCUAUUGUCACUUCUCCAGGAAGUACCAUUAGUUUAACUUGUACAGUGUCUGCCAAUCCAAAUAUAUCCAGUUUCUACUGGUCCAAAGUAGGCAGUGGACUGAUUGACCCAAGUAGCAACACCAAUAAGUAUAUAGGUGGAACAGUAGCCAACUCAACAUUGACCAUCACUGGGACUCAAACUCAGGACUCUGGGAACUAUACUUGUACAGCAGGAAACACAAUUGGAAAUACUACCAGCUCAUUUGUUAGUCUCUUAGUCACUUUGGUGCCAGUAAUUUCUCCACCUAACAGCACCAAUGUCCCAAGUCAAGAGAACACAACAGUCACACUGGAGUGUCAAGUGGCACCUCUAGAUUCUCUGAGUGAUCUGUAUUGGACAAAGAAUGGAGUCAAACUGAACACAACUGGGUCCAGCAAGUAUUCUGGAGGCACUAAGAGUAUCCCAAACUUAACUAUCAACUCAAUGACAGACAGUGAUGUAGGAAGAUAUGAGUGUGUGGCAAUCAACAACUUUGGAACCACUGAAGGACCAAAUAUAACUGUAAAUCUAGAAUAUAAACCUCGACUAAAUGUAAGCAGUGGAUCUAUUGUCACCACUCCAGGAAAUAUCAUUAGCCUAACCUGUUCAGUAUCUGCCAAUCCAAAUAUAUCCAGCUUCUACUGGUCUAAAGUAGGCAGUGGACUGAUUGACCCAAGUAGCAACACCAAUAAAUAUAUAGGUGGGACAGUAGCCAACCCAACAUUGACCAUCACUGGGACUCAAACUCAGGACUCUGGGAACUAUACUUGUACAGCAGGAAACACAAUUGGAAAUACUACCAGUUCAUUUGUUAGUCUCCUAGUCACUUUGUUGCCAGUAAUUACUCCCCCCAACAGCACCAAUGUCCCAGGUCAAGAGAACACAACAGUCACACUGGACUGCCAAGUGGCACCUCUAGAUUCUCUGAGUGAUCUGUAUUGGACAAAGAAUGGAGUCAAACUGAACACAACUGGGUCCAGCAAGUAUUCUGGGGGCACUAAGAGCAUCCCAAACUUAACUAUCAACUCAAUGACAGACACUGAUGUAGGAAGAUAUGAGUGUGUGGCAACCAACAAUUUUGGAACCACUGAAGGACCAAAUAUAACUGUUAGCUUACAGUACAAACCUCGAUUGAAUGUGAGCACUGGGUCUAUCACCUCAGCUGUUGGUAGCACUGUUAGCCUAACUUGCACAGUGUCUUCCAAUCCUAGCCUGUCCAGUUUCUAUUGGACUAAAAUAGGCAGUGGCCUACUGGACCCAAGUAGCAAUACCAGCAAAUACUCAGGCGGAACAAUUUCUAACACAACAUUGACUAUCUCUGGGAUACAAGUUCAGGACUCUGGGAACUAUACUUGUUCAGCAGGAAACACAAUUGGAAAUACUACCAGCUCAUUUGUCAGUCUCUUGAUUUUUAGUUUACCAGUAGUAACUGUUUCACCAACCAACUUGACAGUUCCUGAAGGUCAAAGUGAAGUCAGAUUCAACUGUAGUAUCGUGGCUGUUCCGGCUGCCCAGUCUGUAAACUGGUUCAAGGACAGGAAAUCUUUAAAUGUGGCAUCAAAUCCUGCCCACUACACUGGCGGGACUGUGAGCAGACCAGAUCUCAGUGUACUAAAUGUCACAAGAACAGAUGCUGGCCUCUACUACUGUAAUGCUACCAAUGCAGCAGGCGCUGGAAUAAGUGCAAACAUAAGACUGGAUGUGACAUAUUCACCAAGUAUUAACACAAGCUCAGAAACUCCAAAAGGUUCAGUAGGUCAGAAUAUUACCUUGACAUGCAAUGCAGCUGCAUUCCCUCCUGUCACAGAGCUGUACUGGUUGAAAGAUGGUAACAGGAUCAACUCCACAUUGAACCCCUCUAAAUAUUUGGGUGGUACUCUUGCCUUACCUGACCUGACCAUCAUAAACCUGAACAUUACAACAGACAGUGGCACCUACCGAUGUGUGGCCAACAACUCAAUAGGGUCGAGCCAAGGCCCAUUGGUCAAUGUCACUGUUGUAUUUGACCCUUACAUCACUGUUGUCAACAAAUCUUUAACCGUUGAAGAGGGAAAGAAUGUGACAAUGGAUGUAUCUGUUCACAUGUACCCAGCGUUCUUUUCCAUCACCUGGUACAAGGAUAACAGUCCUGUGAAUGUUGCUAAUCAGACCAAAUAUCAGAAUGGAAAUGUUAGCACCCCUCCUCUAACUGUGCUGUUUGCUGCACCACAAGAUUCUGGAAGUUACACGAUCAGAGCUGUUAAUUCAAAUAGCACAGUUAGUGAGACGAUCUCACUCAAUGUUAUAUAUGUCCCUAAAGUCACUACUCCGCAGCAAAACGUGAAUGCUUCUGAAAGUAGUUCUCAAACUAUUCCAUGUGAGGUGCAGUCCAAUCCAGCACUCAAUUUUGUCUUAUGGGAGAAGGUGAAUCUCACUACAGGUCAGAAGUCCACUGUCUCUAUUGGAGGUCGUUUCAGUGGAGGAAAUACCACCUUUCCAGGCUUGAUUAUAAGUAAUAUUCAACCAAAUGAUGCUGCUACAUAUCGCUGUACAGUAGCCAAUAAUUUGGGAAAUGCUACUGGUCCCAACAUAACUUUACAAGUUCUAUAUGCCCCAUUGGUCACUGUCUCUGUUAAUCCCUCUGAAUUGUCAUUGAAUGAGAAGUUUGUAUUGACCUGCUCAGCACAAAGCUACCCAGAUGUGACCAACUUGAUCUGGUACAAUGGCUCACUGGUAGUUAGUCUAAACAACACUUUUACUCACCUGAGUUCCACUGUAUAUGACUUUACACCAUUCAGAUGUAGUGCCAGAAACAGUGUUGGAACAAAGAGUGCUUCCAUCACUCCCAACAUCACUUUUGCACCAGUUCAAGUGGACAAAGGCCAGGAAACUAUCAUAACUGCUUCCCCUUCUAGUGUUGUGUUGGAAUGUAAAGUGCUAGCCAACCCUGCUCCAACAUCCUAUAGAUGGUUCAAUGGUACCAAUGAAAUAGUUGGUGCCACUACGUAUAAUGUGACACUGAUGCUGGAUUCAGAUGGAGAUUUCACUCAGUACAGUUGUGCUGCUACCAACUCCAAGGGUGAGCUCAACCCAGCCAGAACAUUUAACAUACAACAAGAUUUCCCAAAAACAGGCAGCAGCACAGACAGCAGUGGACUGAGCACCCCAGUCAUCAUCUUGAUUGUCAUCAUUGUCAUCAUUCUGUUGGUCAUCUUAAUACUUCUUUUAAUAUUCUGUUGUUUACAAGGUGCUUGUCAGAAAUGUGCAAAGAGUAAAAAAGUUGAGCCCACGCCAUUAGAGAAUCCUUUAAGUGAACCAGCGUCUAAACCUGUUGAUCCAUUAGCUGCUGGCAGUUGGAUUAUCUCUGUCCCAGAGAGAACAGGGGCUAGACCACACUACCUUCCUCCAAUUGACCCUGCUGCUGAGGCUGCUACAGCAAAGUUUUAUGGUGAAAGAAAAAGAAGAUCAAGAAGGAAAAGAAAACCCAAAAGUAAAAAAGAAGAUGAAAAAAUAUUAACAGAGAAUGGUUCUGAUGAGGGCAAGGUUAGCCCGCCACCCACGACUGCACACUUGGAUGGGGCUACAACCAACACAUCAGCAGCUUAAAACAUUGUCAAGUCUCUAUUAAUUCAGACAACAUUUUCAAUGGGAACAUACUUGACACAAUAUCUUUACAGCUGUUUGUCUACAGUUUUCUAUCCUGGGUUUAUUGGCCAUUAAGUUUUAGGUUUUCAUGUCAAACAGUUUAUGAAACAAGCAAAUAGCUGUUAAUAACUUAAAACAUAAGCUAUUAUUUGUGUAUAGUGAAUUUUAAAAUGUUUGCCUUUCUUUGAUAUGUUAGGUGUCUCUGGGCAUCCUUACAUUCAUGAUCUAUUGCUAUGGAACUAAUAUCAUUUAGAUCAUUUAUUGACUAUUAUCUGAUAUUGAACUAUAAAGUGAUGCUACAUAUAUUUAAUUAUUACAGUGAUAUAAAAGCUAUUUAUAUUUUUGUAUUGUUAUUUAAAGUAGCCAUUAAUUUAUUAAAUUAGAAACAUAAUAUUUGUAAAAAAAAUAAUUCUAUAAUAAUAAUUGUACAUUUUAAUGUCAGUCCAUUUACAAGUGACUUGUAUGUCUUAUAUCAAAUUGCUUUAUAUCAAAUCUAUGCAUAUGUUUCCUAAAGUAGCAGACAUCCCUGCUCCUACUUCCUACAGAUGGUCCAAUGGUACCAAGGAAGUAGUUGAUGCCACUGCAAAUAAUGUGACACUUGCUGGAUUCAGAUGAAGAGAAGAUAUUGUGAUAAAAGUUUAUUGUCUCUCUUAGUGUGAAUGUUUUAUGCCAACUGUUUUCUUCUAUGCACAUGUUUCCUACCUUCACCAGACUUUCAUAUUGAGGCAGACAUAAUGCAUUAAUAUGACAUGUUUCUUAAUUACAUUCGUUCAUGCCAAAAUUAUUUUUGUGCCAAAUAUCAAAAUGUGUCCAUGUAUUUCUUACCAUACAAAACUAGAUAUAAAGGGGCAUGACUCUAGGUGCUCCUAACAAUUGUGUGUAUUCGAGACAAAUAGAAAUAACUGUCCAACAUGUUUGUGUAAGUGUCUUUGUUUCCUAAACCUUCAGCUUGGGACUAAAUGUAGAUUUGCAAUUGAAUGGAAAAAUAAAGAUAUUUCCUGAUAAUUCAAUACGCUCCAGGAUUGACUAGCAUU